CCUACCAGUAAAGCUCCACCCCUGAUAUUACAUAAUCUUGAGAGGAAGCAGGAAACUAGUUUGUUUCUGUUUAACUCUCAGUGAGAAAAGACGUACAGACAGACAGACAGACAGACAGACAGACAGACAGACAGACAGACAGACAGACAGUAGAACGGUAACAUUCGCCUUCAUUACAAAGCCGUGGAUUCACCUGAGGGAGGACGUUUACAGCAAGGAUUUUUAAGCUUUAAAAUACUUUUACAGCUGAAAAAAAACUAAAAGUGAAAGUAACUGCAGCAAGGAGGGAAGCACAGGCGAGGCCUGUUUAAUUGGCUGUGUUCAGCUUCACUCUGAGAGAAUGGCUUCAAGAUCAGAGGAGGAUCUCUGCUGUGCGGUCUGUCAGGACAUCUUUAGAGACCCUGUUCUCCUGUCAUGCAGUCACAGCUUCUGUGGAGGCUGUCUGACGGACUGGUGGAGAGAGAAAAUAACACGUGAGUGCCCUUUAUGCAAGAGAAGGUCAUCGAGGGGAAAGCCUCCCUGUAACCUGGUGUUAAAGAACCUCUGUGAGGCCUUUCAAAGAGAGAGGGAUGAGAACGCUUCAGAGGCUCUCUGCAAUCUGCACUCUGAGAAACUCAAACUCUUCUGUCUGGACCAUAGGCAGCCGGUGUGUGUCGUCUGCAGAGAUUCAGAAAAACAUAUUAACCACAGCUUCAGACCCAUCGAUGAAGCUGCGCGACAACACAGGAUGGAACUUCAGAACACUCUGAAACCCUUUAGGAAGAAGUUAGAUGCUUUUGAAAAGGCUAAAAAGGAGUUUGAUGGAACAGCAGAACACCUGAAGGUCCAGGCCAGACGCACAGAGACGCAGAUUAAGGAGCAAUUUCAGAAGCUUCACCAGUUUCUAGAAGAGGAAGAGGGGGCCAGGAUGGCUGCACUGAGGGAGGAAGAGGAGCAGAAGAGUCGGGUGAUGGAGGGGAAGAUGGAGGCUGUGAGCAGAGAGAUAGCAGCUCUUUCACACACACUCAGGGCCACAGAGGAAGAGAUGAAAGCUGACCACGCCUCCUUCCUGAACAACUACCAGGCUGCAGUGGAGAGGCUGCAGCGCCCCCUGCUGGAGGAUCCACAGCUGCCCCCAGGAGCUCUGAUAGACGAGGCCAAACACCUGGGCAACCUCACCUUUAACAUCUGGAGCAAGAUGAGCUACCUGGUCUCCUAUUUCCCUCUUGUUCUGGACCCAAACACUGCUCAUCCAGAACUCAUCCUGUCUGAAGAUCUGACCAGUGUGAUGGAAGGAGGGAGACAGAAACGUCCUGAUAAUCCAGAGAGGUUUGAUGCUUUCUGCGGUGUCCUGGCCUCGGAGGGCUUUAACUCAGGCUCUCACAGCUGGGAUGUUGAGGUUGGAGACAGUAGAGAGUGGAUUCUGGGUGUGUUAGCAGAGUCUGUCCCGAGGAAGAGAGACAUACGGUCUGGAUUGUGGACAUUAUGGUUCGGUGAAGGUGAAUACUCAGCACUGUCACUUCCUGCUCCACCCUCUCAACUCGUAUUCAGGAAGAAGCUGCAGAGGGUCAGAGUGAAUCUGGACUGGAACAGAGGAAAGCUUUCAUUCUCUGAUCCUGACACUAGCACACACAUACACACCUUCACACACACUUUCACUGAGAAGCUGUUUCCGUACAUUUGCACUGUGGAUAAACACCUCCUGAAGAUUUUACCACUGAAGGUCGGUGUGACACAACAGAAGGUCUGAGUCUUCAGCUUGAAGGUGGUGUUUGUAUUCCACUUCCUACAGUGAGUGGACAUACUCUCAUCGAAUGUUGCAAUCAAAAUCACGCUUAAGUAAAAUUACAUUAAAAAAUAUAUACUGUAUAUGUAAAGUACCAAAAGUAAAAGUAUUCAUUGCAGAAUGUUAUAAUGUUAAUCCAUUGAAUGUACAGCUGGUAAAAGUGGAAUUCAUUUUAAAUGAUGCCAUAUUAGGACCAUUGUAGGUAAACAUGAAAUAAACUAUGGAUUGGGGAAGAGAAGAUUCUCCGAGAUUAAAGUAAUAAUAAAACUGCAAGAAAAAACUCAGAAGAUUAACAUUUUUAUUUCCGU
Molecule: messenger RNA, 2073 nt
Organism: Notothenia coriiceps (black rockcod)
Lineage: Eukaryota; Metazoa; Chordata; Actinopteri; Perciformes; Nototheniidae
Product: tripartite motif-containing protein 35-like
Exons: 1
Coding region: 341-1729 (462 amino acids)
Molecular function (GO): zinc ion binding; protein binding
Source: RefSeq, a predicted model, not a curated record